Molecule: messenger RNA, 614 nt
Organism: Drosophila mauritiana
Lineage: Eukaryota; Metazoa; Arthropoda; Insecta; Diptera; Drosophilidae
Exons: 1
Coding region: 157-537 (126 amino acids)
Source: RefSeq, a predicted model, not a curated record
GUUGGACAAGCAACAUCGGAUAUCUGUACUCGCAACUGCAACUAAUAUUGCUGAAACCACCUAAAGAAUCUGCAACAGAAGCAGCCACGUAGAGCUAUCAACUUUCUAAGGAAAUCCGCGCCGGACUUUGUGUUUUAUAGAUACUUAUCGAUUAAAAUGCCGCGCUACCAGAAACUCAUCAACGAAUGCGACAGCAAGCCUGCAACAAAUGCGGGCCAACAAGAGCAACAACAUCGCUAUCAGCAGCAGCCAAAUGGGACGCCCAAUGUGGGAUAUCACUUGUAUCUGUACCGCCAGCAACUUUCUCAAAAGAAUGUGGAGUACAUGAGGUUGUCCAAGGCCAAGUACUUUAUCACCGACACUCUGCUGGCCAAAACGGUCAAGAAUUUGAAAGGAUGCAGCGUCGACGAGUUGAAGACUGUUAACCAUCAGAUCGUCUUCCGGCAUAAACUUCGUCGCCAGAUUCAGCGGCUUCGCAAGUUAAGAAGCCUGGGCAUCAAGAAUGCCAAUCCCAAAAUGGAGAGUACGGAAUUGUGAUAGUGAUUAAUAUACACAGGAUCGUCGGAGGAAAUAAUAUUUUACCGCAAUGGUUGAAUCAUAGUACAAGAAAUGUC